This is a messenger RNA of Pristis pectinata (smalltooth sawfish), 1513 nucleotides long. It is a transcript of the gene mydgf, whose product is annotated as myeloid-derived growth factor. The coding region runs from base 119 to 610 and encodes 163 amino acids. NCBI's taxonomy places the organism in Eukaryota, Metazoa, Chordata, Chondrichthyes, Rhinopristiformes, Pristidae. The transcript is spliced from 6 exons. The record is from RefSeq and is a predicted model, not a curated record. Gene Ontology annotation, biological process: positive regulation of angiogenesis; positive regulation of endothelial cell proliferation.
GCCGUCGCUGCGAUGGCGGGAGUGGGGCUGAAACGCGCGUGCUGAUUGGCUGCUGGGGCAGCCGGCCGCGGCGGCUGCGCAGUGAGGCGUCCCCCGGUUGCCGACGGCACCCGGUGCGAUGGCGGGAGUGGGGCUGAGGCGCGCGCUGUUGGCCGUUGCUCUGGUUGGCGCGCUCGGCUCGAGCGGCGCGGCCGAGCGCUCGCGCACCGCGGAGUUCGACGUCAGGCCCGGGGGCCUGGUGCACUCGCACAGCGAGACGCUGGGUGAGCACUCAUGCAUAUUUACAUAUGCAUCUCAAGGUGGAACCAAUGAGAGAUGGCAUAUGAGUGUAGGUAUCAGUGAGGACAACAAGCUAUUUUCUUGCUCCGUCUGGCGACCUCAGGGAAAAUCCUACCUGUUUUUCACUCAGUUUAAAGCUGAAGUCACUAACGCCAAGAUUGAAUUCGCAAAUGGCUUUUCUCAAGGAGCAGUAGACGGCCGCAGUGACGUUCCCCUGGAAGAAAAUGAAUAUGUAAUUAGUGAGAAUACUGUGACUCACAAGGAUGGAGUGUUCAAAUCAGAGCUGUCCAAGCUUAUUAUAGUUGCCCGCUCAGGACAUGAUGAGCUGUGAUUAGAAGAAUUUUAUUAUAAGUAACCAUUUAAAACAAAAAAAUCUUCAUUUUUUUUACUUAUAGAUUUAUUAUCUUAAUACAAUUAUUGGGAACAUUUUUAUCCCCAUCCCUAUCUCAUAUCUUUAAUUUUGACAGAGCAGGAAUAGUGUCUACUGUUGAUUUGCUGCUCAACCAACCAUCUUAAAGGAAACACAUUUGGGAUUAAAAGUGACCUUUUGUAAAAGACAAAUAUUCUUCUGGUUGAUCUUUUAAAUCUUAAGAUUGAGAUCGUGGUCCUAACAAGGUGCCUCAUUUAACAGCCUGACUGGAAAGAGGUAACAGAGCAACUGGAAGAUCAACUGUGGCCAGACUACUCUCAAUCUUGCACUGUAAAAAGGGACCUUUGUUACAUCCCAUAAAUCUGAUUAAAUGUCAGAAUUAUAAACUGAGCAUUAAAGUGUGCCCAUCUUUACAAUAUUGAUUUUUUUUUGUGUUAAUGAAGGUAUAUUUGACUAGUUAAUAUACACUGGGUGCUCUUUGUAAACCAAAAAUAUGAAACUUGUGUCUACAACUGUCAGAAUGAACUUUGACCUGUAUAGAACAUCCUUAUAAAAAUAAUUUUUGUGCAAAGGUCUUUAAAUAAUUGUUUAACAAAGGUGUUAAUUUAUAGAGCUUAAUUGUUCAGUGCUGUAGUUGAAAUGCAGAUUGAAUUUUAUGUAUGUCUGGAUGUCUUCCAUACUUUUAUAAUAGACAACAGUUGUUUAUUGGGACCAUAUGCCUCUAUAUUUUGCCAUCAACUGCAAAUAAUAUGAUACAAACUGUCAUCUACAUCUACAGUUAUCCUUAUGUUUGUUUUUACUUUAUACUUUGCUUUUGUUAUAGAUCUUUGUGACCUGGGGAAAUAAAUUAUUAAUUUCAGUUCA